GCCAGCGACUACAUUUCUGUCCCACGCCAUUGUCAACCUGCACCGCGUCCAUCGUCCUCAGCUAGCACAUAUUCCGCUUUAUCAGCUCUCCUCUUCUCACACCAUUCGGCACAAUGGCACCGAUACAGGACGCCUCGGUCGAUGACCUCAAGCACAAGGUCUCGACUCUCGAAGCGCGCAUCGCGGAGCUCGAGAGCAGACUGGGAGGCGGCCAGAGCAGUGCGCCCCAGGCCCAGGAUGGUGUGCGCAUGAUUUUGAUGGGUCCUCCGGGAGCUGGAAAGGGCACCCAGGCUCCCCGUCUCAAGGACAAGUUCUGCGUCUGCCAUCUCGCCACCGGAGACAUGCUGCGGGCACAGGUCGCAAAGAAGACGCCGCUCGGACGGGAAGCAAAGAAGAUCAUGGAUGCCGGCGGCCUCGUGAGCGACGAGAUCAUGGUCAACAUGAUCAAGAGCGAGCUGGAGAACAACCAGGAGUGCAAGAACGGCUUCAUUCUCGAUGGCUUCCCGCGAACAGUUACUCAGGCCGAGAAGCUCGACGAUAUGCUUACCGCCAGCAAGAAGCCGCUCGAGCACGCCGUGGAGCUCCAGAUCGACGACUCGCUCCUCGUCGCACGCAUUACCGGCCGCCUGGUCCACCCUGCGUCUGGCCGCUCCUACCACAAGAUCUUCAACCCGCCCAAGAGCGAGAUGAAGGAUGAUGUCACCGGCGAGCCGCUCAUCCAGCGCUCCGACGACAACGCAGACACACUCAAGAAGCGCCUCGGCACGUACCACGCGCAGACUGCGCCCGUCGUUUCAUACUACCAGAAGACGGGCAUCUGGACGCCCAUUGACGCCAGCCAGGAGCCGGGACAGGUCUGGAAGAGCUUGUUGAAGGUCGUCGACAACAAAGCGACCAUUAGCGGACGCACCGGCAGCCUGCUCAACAAGAUCGGCCUUAAGAAUUAGUUUCCCCACGCUUUCGUGAUAAGGCGGGGCGGAUGCACGAAAGGACGAGAACGUCUUCCUCAAGAGAGCGUUCCGACGAUUUGAUGGCUCUGUUUGGAACUGCAUGGCUCGACACUUAAGAAAUGUCUUUGGCUUAGGCGAAGAAGCAGACGAUGGUUGCACAUAGGUGAUGGUACUGUUACCCCGGUUUCCCUGUACUUGUAAAGAUGAGCUUUUCUUGGUCAGGCUCGCGAUGAGACGAGAGGCCUAGGUUCUGUAUGGUAGCUAGCGUUUUGAUCUCUUCCGCGGUGUCUUGGUGUUUGAUCAAGAAGGUGCGGAAGGCGAAAAGUGCAUGAAUGAUACUCAACCUGCGGCUCGCUCAUCCGUGCUAUACAGAACCGCUCCUACUCUGCUG
Molecule: messenger RNA, 1341 nt
Organism: Paraphaeosphaeria sporulosa
Lineage: Eukaryota; Fungi; Ascomycota; Dothideomycetes; Pleosporales; Didymosphaeriaceae
Product: adenylate kinase 1
Exons: 4
Coding region: 114-947 (277 amino acids)
Biological process (GO): ADP biosynthetic process
Cellular component (GO): cytoplasm; mitochondrion
Molecular function (GO): ATP binding; AMP kinase activity
Source: RefSeq, a predicted model, not a curated record